Arachis duranensis is the source of this 946-nucleotide messenger RNA. Its product is annotated as two-component response regulator ARR17-like. Bases 97 to 558 code for a protein of 153 amino acids. NCBI's taxonomy places the organism in Eukaryota, Viridiplantae, Streptophyta, Magnoliopsida, Fabales, Fabaceae. Gene Ontology annotation, biological process: phosphorelay signal transduction system; cytokinin-activated signaling pathway. The record is from RefSeq and is a predicted model, not a curated record. The transcript is spliced from 5 exons.
AUUUAUGCAUAGGUCUUGUCACACAAUAAUAAUAAUAAUCCCUUUUUAAUAGUCUAGUUCUUUGUGUGUAAUAACAACACCACACCACAUACAAGCAUGGCUUCUACUGGUUCAUCUUCUUCCUCAUGGUCUUCUUCAAAUUGGGUCAUGGAAAAUGCUGCUACCCCACAUGUUCUUGCUGUUGAUGAUAACCUCAUUGAUCGCAAGCUCGUUGAGAAGCUCCUUAGGAACUCUUCUUGCAAAGUUACAACUGCAGAAAAUGGGCCAAGGGCAUUGGAGUUCUUGGGCUUGACCGAUAGUGAGCAGAACGCCAUGAAUGGAAGGUCCAAAGUUAAUUUGGUUAUCACAGACUAUUGCAUGCCAGGGAUGACAGGCUAUGAGCUACUUAAGAAAAUCAAGGAAUCAUCUAGCAUGAAGGAGGUUCCGGUAGUGAUCAUGUCAUCGGAGAACAUACCAACACGGAUUAACCAGUGUUUGGAAGAAGGAGCUCAAAUGUUCAUGUUAAAGCCCCUCAAACAAUCUGAUGUGAAAAAACUGACAUGUCAGUUAAUGAAUUAGGUAAACUUGUAGUUUUUUCAAAGAUAAUAUAAGCAAAUGUACUAAAAAGGGAAAAAUCUAUGGCUAUGAUGCUAAAAUCCCUCGCAUUAGGAAUUAGGACUUAACUAGAAUUUUGUUACUGUCUAAUUAGGUUAGCUAAGGUGUAGGAAUGAUUAUCAUUGUUUUGAAGAUCCUGUGUAGUCUCUUGUAUUAACCUACCUAUAUAUAACAAUUUCUUUGCCUGAGAAUUGUACUUCUUUUCUAUUUUUUUAAAUUUUGUGAUCUGCUUGAUUUGGAGGAAGUUACUUUUAUGCCUUAAAAUUUUGAAAAGACUCAAAGUCAAGUUAGGAAAUGCCUUCCCCUGCCAUAAUUUUCUAUCAACACAUUUUUGUAAUAAAUAACAGAGUAA